AUGGACGUGGAUCGAGCUGCGAGGACGCGAGGACGGGGCGCGGGGGGAGAUUUUGACGCGGUGGUGGACGACGGUGAGGGUGCGCUGCCGUCGUUCGCGGCGAGGCGAGGCGCGGGAGGGCGUCGGGAAGUCGGCGGGGCGAAGCGCGCGUUCGCGUUGACCGUGCGGUUGGAAUCGUUUGAACGCGCGGCGCGCGGCGAGGCGUUUGACUUUGACGCCGCCGUCGCGGCGAGCGCUUGCGCGGACGAUGCGUUGGCCGAUGCGCUCGGUAUCGAUCGCGCUCGGUCGGAGUGCUUGGUGCGCACCGCGCCGAGCGCGCGACCGGCGUCGCGACCGGGAGACGUCGUCGUGUUUCCGAGCGGGAAGGAUUCGGUCGAUUUCGCGUGCGCGCCGGCGACGCUCGCCGAGACGCUCGCGCGUAAGCCUUUGUUGCUCGUCGAUGUGUGGUCGGUAGCGGCGACGAGUCGAGUGGCGAGCGCGGAAAUCGCGAUCGACGAGCUGCUGCGUCGACCGGAGGUGCGAUACCGCGCGGAGGUGACGGACGAGGACGGCGUCGUCGUCGGCCGAGUGCGAUUGUACGUGCGCCUCGAAGAUCGCGGCGCGCUCGACGGCGUCGUUAGCGAGCCCUCGGCGUUGAAGACGCCCCCUCCGAAACCGAAGGAACCGUCAACGGCGAUGCUGAUGUCGCCGCCGCCCGUGCCGAGCGCGCAAAAGCCGCCACCACCGGCGCCGAAAGCGCAGACGCGUCACGCGGCGCCGCCGACGAACGCGCCCGCCGAUCCGCGAGCGGGCGCGGAGUACAAGGUGGCUUACGAUCUCGAGGUGUGGAAGCAACAUCAAAUGACCAAGUUCUACGAAGAUCUCCGGAUGAAGGAGUCCGUUCGCAUGAAAAUAUUGGAAGACGAGUGGAGGCGCCACGAGACGCAACGCGCUCGAGAGGCGGAGGAAGGAGCGAAUCGUCUGCGAAUCAUGGAGAAAAAGUUGCAGGAAGCCGCAGUGGCGCUCGAAUCGCGCGAGCGAAAGCUCGUGGAGUUGGAAGAAAACUUUGAUCACAGGAAGCACAAACUCGAGCGCGAAACGUCGCGCGCUCGCGAGGAGGCGAAGGAUUCCAUUCGUCGCAACCAGGAGACGAGCGAGCACCGCGUGGAGAUGGAGAAGCAAAAGGCGCGAGAGGCGAUCCGUGAGAGAGAUUCUUUGCACAGGCGACUGGAACACGCGGAUGCGCAGUUGAUAGAACUCGAGUCAUCGUUCGCCGCGCACAAAAAGGCGCAAUUGGAGACGAACGAAGCGGCGUUGCAAGCUGAAAUUUCUCGCUUAGUACCCCGUUGCGAGGCGGCGGAGGCGCAAGCGGCGGAAGAAUCCGAGUCGAAGGAGCGGUAUAAGAAUCAGUUGACGAAAAUGGCUCGUCAAGUCGUCGCGUUGGAGCGCGAGCGAGCGCAUUUGCGUCGCGCGAUCGAGCGCGCGGGUUUGAACGUCUCGAGUCGAUCGCACGUGGCGCCGAGCGCGAACGAGUUCAUGAAUGAAAUGCUCGCAGGUGAGAACGCAGACGCGGACGCUUUCAUGAACACGUUUAGGGCGGACGUUGCAGCCGUUUCGGAUGUACCUUUUACGUCUGCGAAAGCAAAUUUCGCACGCACGGCGCCGCAAGCGCGACAAGUCAUUCGGCCUCCUCUGUCGCCAAAGCUCGACAGAGAGGUGCGCGAUUUCGAGCAUGAAUUCAGCGAAUCGGAGAAUAAGGCGCCGUUUGUGCCCAAAUACGCGACAAGUGACGCGACAUUGAACGAAAAGCGUGCGGCAGAGAAGGAGGUGCGCCGUCUGGUGUCAGAACGUGGGGACUUGAUGAGAACGGGCAUGUACGGAAGCGGAGACAAGAUCAUCGCGCUCAUCGAUGAGCGCAUAGAAGAGCUCACGGAUAGAAUAGCGAGCAGCGUAUAA
This is a messenger RNA of Ostreococcus lucimarinus CCE9901, 1935 nucleotides long. RefSeq lists its product with no specific name. NCBI's taxonomy places the organism in Eukaryota, Viridiplantae, Chlorophyta, Mamiellophyceae, Mamiellales, Bathycoccaceae. The record is from RefSeq and is a predicted model, not a curated record. The coding region runs from base 1 to 1935 and encodes 644 amino acids. The transcript has 2 exons. Gene Ontology annotation, cellular component: centrosome; centriole. Gene Ontology annotation, biological process: interkinetic nuclear migration; centrosome cycle; positive regulation of centriole elongation.